UCAAUGCUCUGGCCUCGCCCACUGCCGCAGAACGCUUGGUCCCGGAAAUGCCACGUGUACGGAGUGCGCCUGCGCGGCGUAGCUGUCGGUCCCUUCCGGUGUGUAAUUCUCUCCCUCCGUCCUUCCCCUCCGCCCCCAGGCUCGGCGCUGGGGCCGGGCGAGCGCAGGCAGAGUUGUGUCCGCUCCCGCCAUGGCCCAGCCCGGGAGACCCCCCGCCGCCUCCGGACACAGCAGCCAGAACGGGGCCGGAGAGGAACGCUACAGCAACGGUCCUGUGGAAAACUCACUGAUGCAUUCAUCACAAAUGUUAGAUGGCCAAGGAUUCAGCUCUGCAGUUCCAGGAUUAUACUCGCAUCAGAUACCAACAAAGGUUCCUCUGCAUCCAUCUUCUGGACAAUAUAACUUUGGUGGUUCUCAGAAUGUUUCUCCAUUAAGUAAUCAGGGAUCUGGGCAGACUCUUAGUAGACCACCUGUGGGACCUACUUCUAUGGCACCUUUGCAACAUACAAGUUCUGUUCCCCAAAUGCUCCCUCCGUCACAAAACUCUGCUGCUAUACCAUCAUCUUCUAAUAGCUUCAUUCCUGGCGCUCAUCCCCCAGCACUUUCAAACUGGCAAUAUAGUCAGACUCCUAUGAGUCAGCCAACUGGGUCUCAAACAAACCAUUUUGCUCAUGUAGCAGGAACCGUAUCAACCCAGCCAUUAUCAUCAUCAGGGAGCACAAAUCCUGCAACAAGUUAUCAGUAUACUGUUUCCCCUGGAGGUCCUCCACUUCAAAACAGCUACAUGAAACCAGGCUCUGUUCUUCCACCAGUGAAUCGGCCUUUAGCUUCAGCAUUCCCUCCUGUUAGACCUCCUCUAGGACCUCCUCCGGCUGGAGGUCCACCUUUAGUGAGGCCAUCGGCAACCCCAGUAGGUCGGCCUAACAGCUCUCUACCCCAACCUCUGCUAAAUUCAACUACAAACCAAGAAGGUGAUGCAACAGCCGCUGCCAGUGAUGGGUCUUUGGUCCAAAAUAGUUAUGAUGCAAUAGAAGGAGGAGGCUUCAUGGCAACCACGUAUCAGUCUCCUGCUCCCCAGAAUCUUAAAAUGGGUAGAAAUGUUGGGUAUUCUUAUCCCACCUUACCACCCGGCUACCAGAAUGCAUCUUCACCUGGAGCACCAGGAAUGCAGUCCUCGCCCCUGCAAUACCCAGCUGGACCACAACCAUUUCCUCAACCUGCCUUGGGCACUAAUCACAUAACUGGGUCUAUGGGUGGCCUGAGUCUGCAACCAGAAGGAUUAAGAUCUAUCAACCUUCUUCAAGAAAGAAAUAUUCUUCCUACAACACCUUUGCAGGCUCCUGUCCCAAACUUGCAUGAAGAAAUCCAGAAGCUCAACUGUAAUCCAGAGUUGUUCCGAUGUACCCUGACUAACAUUCCUCAAACUCAGGCCUUAUUGAAUAAAGCCAAACUUCCUUUGGGGCUCCUGCUUCAUCCUUUCAAAGACUUAUCGCAAUUACCUGUGGUCACCUCCAGUACAAUUGUGAGAUGUCGUUCCUGCAGGACGUAUAUUAACCCUUUUGUCAGCUUUCUAGACCAAAGGAGAUGGAAGUGCAACUUGUGUUAUAGAGUGAAUGAUGUUCCUGAAGAAUUCAUGUACAAUCCUGUGACAAGAGUAUAUGGAGAACCUCAUAAAAGACCUGAAGUUCAAAAUGCUACUAUUGAGUUCAUGGCUCCCUCCGAAUACAUGCUACGUCCACCUCAACCUCCUGUGUAUCUCUUUGUGUUUGACGUCUCCCACAAUGCAAUAGAAACAGGAUACCUGAAUACAGUCUGCAAGACCUUAUUAGACAAUCUUGACUUGCUUCCUGGGAACACUAGAACAAAAAUAGGCUUUAUAACAUUUGACAGCACAAUCCAUUUCUACAGUCUUCAGGAAGGUCUCUCUCAGCCUCAGAUGCUAAUAGUUUCAGAUAUUGAAGAUGUGUUUAUACCAAUGCCAGAGAACUUAUUAGUAAACUUAAAUGAAAACAAAGAGCUAAUUCAAGAUUUACUGAGGACCUUGCCUCAGAUGUUCACCAAAUCCCUGGAAACACAGAGUGCUCUGGGACCUGCACUGCAGGCCGCCUUCAAACUGAUGUCUCCCACUGGUGGUCGAAUUUCUGUCUUCCAGACACAGCUUCCAUCUGUAGGAGUGGGAUCACUAAAAUCCCGAGAAGAACCGAACCAAAGAGCAUCUGCAAAGGACAUACAUCUUACACCAUCCACUGACUUCUAUAAGAAGUUAGCCUUGGACUGUUCAGGGCAGCAGGUUGCAGUUGACUUGUUCCUUCUUAGUGGGCAGUAUUCUGACUUGGCUUCAUUAGGCUGUAUAUCGAGGUAUUCAGCAGGGAGUGUAUAUUACUAUCAAUCUUACCAUCAGCAGCACAACCCUGUCCAGGUGGAGAAAUUACAAAAGGAGCUGAAACGAUACUUAACUAGAAAGAUUGGCUUUGAGGCGGUCAUGAGGAUAAGAUGCACCAAAGGUCUUUCCAUUCAUACCUUCCAUGGGAACUUCUUUGUGCGAUCAACAGACUUGUUGUCUUUACCCAAUGUAAACCCGGAUGCAGGAUAUGCUGUACAAAUGUCAGUAGAGGAAAGUCUCACUGACAUGCCAGUUGUUUCUUUUCAGUCAGCAUUACUGUACACAUCCAGCAAAGGUGAAAGAAGGAUUCGAGUCCACACUAUGUGUUUACCUGUUGUUACAACACUGAGUGAUGUCUAUCUGGGGGCUGAUGUACAAGCUAUUACAGGGUUAUUAGCCAAUAUGGCUGUGGACCGGUCAGUUUCUGCUAGUUUGAGUGAUGCUCGGGAUGCCUUGGUGAAUGCUGUAAUCGAUUCCCUGUCGGCUUACCGCUCUUCAGUCCUAAGCAUUCAGCAACCUGGUCUGAUGGCUCCCUAUUCCCUACGACUCUUUCCACUUCAUGUACUGGCUCUCUUAAAACAAAAAGCAUUCCAGACUGGGACAAAUAUCCGUUUAGAUGAGCGUAUUUUUACUAUGUGUCAAGUGAAAAACCAGCCCCUAAUUUACCUCAUGCUUAUGACCCAUCCCAAUCUGUACAGAGUUGACAAUCUCACAGAUGAGGGAGCCCUCAACAUCAAUGAUAAAACAAUACCUCAGCCACCCAUUCUCCAGCUGUCUGUGGAGAAGCUGAGUAGGGAUGGUGCUUAUCUUAUGGAUGCUGGCUCUGUAAUGUUUAUCUGGAUUGGAAAGAAUUGUGGACAGAAUUUUAUCAGCCAAGUCCUUGGAGUUCCAAGUUAUGCAUCAAUACCACAGAAUAUGACGCAUCUUCCAGACCUUGAAACAGCUGAAUCUACCAGAACAAUAGCUUUUAUCUCUUGGCUGAGAGAGCAAAGGCCAUUCUUCCCUAUACUGUAUAUAAUAAGGGAUGAAAGUCCACUGAAAUCAAGUUUCCUACAGAACAUGAUAGAAGACAGAACAGAAUCUGCCUUAUCAUACUAUGAGUUCCUCCUGCAUAUACAGCAGCAAGUGAAUAAAUGAACCACUGGGUUGUAUGGCUCGCUUGCUUAGCGAAAAUUUCUGCAGUAAAGAACACUUGUGCUUGUAAUAUCUUUUGUUAAGUUUGUGGCCUGGUGCAGUUGAUGAGAAGUUCUCACUGUGAUUUCAACAAAAUAAAGCAAAUAAAGGACCACAACUGAGGAUCAUUUGUGCAACCACAUAAUAUUGUAUGUUUAAAAAUCAAAAUAUAUUUGAAGAGGUUGGGGAUCUUUAAUUUGCUGCAAAUUAUGCUUUUACUGUAAGCAGUUGCAGCAUGAAGUACAUUUGCAAAGGCAAUAUUGAAGGAGUGAAAUACAUUUUGUAAAAUGGAGUUUUGUUCAAAAUGUAUAUUUCUGUAACUUUUAGUUUUGCGUUUUUUUUUGUUUUUUGUUUUGCUGCUAGAUUUAAAACCUCAAUAUGAUUGAGUUGCAGGGAAAUUAUAUUGUCUUUAUGAUACAGUAUAUCCACUGAUUAAAGACUGAAAAUUUAUUUUAAAAAAGAGAGCUCCCUGGUACACUUAAAGUAGCAAUGAAACAAUUCAUUGUGAAAUGAACAAAUUUUUGAAAAAAAAAUUAUGAAAAUUUUAGGAUGUAAUGUUCUAGAAAUGGUUAUGUUGGAUAGGUCUAAAGGUAGCUUAAACUGGCCUGGCUGGAUUGAGAUAGUCUGAAGUAAUUUUUAAAAAGCUUUCAAAUGCAUCAAUGUUCUUGUACCUGAAAGGCAAAGUUGGCAUAGCAUACUGUGUAAACUGAAAACUGUAAUCAAGUGAUCUGGCAGCAAAAAUGGGCUAAGACUUUCACUGAGCCUUGUGUUUGUAGUUAAAAAUAAUGAGUUUGGUCUUGUCUUGAUAGUUCAUUAAAUGGCAGGAAUGGGGAAAAGAAGGCAAAGCAUAAAACCACCUGAUCCUUUCUGUGUGUUACAUUAGAUAGAUUUCUGCUCUAAAUGUUAGGCCCAUAACAUUUUUUGUGAAAUGAGGCUGUGGUAGCAUUUCAACCUUUAAUUUAUCAAUAUAUUUUAGAGACAGUACUGAAUAUUUUGUUUGACAUCUAAAACUGAAUUCAAGCAGAAGUAAUAAUUUUGCUCUGGAAAUAAAUGGAAAAACAUAUUGGUAGGAAGUGUUUUAUAGUUCAGUGAAUAUAUUUAAAGUUCUCACAAAUCUUUUUGAUUGAAGCUUUGUAACAAGCCUAAUUCCAGGGCCAUGUGUGCACACAAUAUACAUGUUUUAAUUUAACUGACAGACCUGCAAGUGCUACGAAUGAAACAUGGAAAUUGGAUUUACAGAAAGCUGGUAUUCUUAAAUGUAAGAUGUGUAAAGUACAUGAAAUUAAAGUAUAUCGGUUGGGGAGCAAUCUGUCGAUGACAGGCUGUUUCUCUUUAUGUUGCUAGUUGAUUGCUGCCCCUUAUAUGCCCGUGGAAAAAAUGUUUUCUACUUUAUUUUGCUUUUCGUUCAUAUUAAUGCUCAUACACUUACAGCAGACUUGCAAAAAUCUCCCUGUUGGGGUCAAGUAACUUUUAAUUGAUGAGUAAAAGGUAGGAAAGUAGAUAUUGUGCCUAGGCUAGUAAACUUGUGAAGGUUUUGCAAAGCGGAUUUAACAGGAUCUGGUAGGAUCACGGUUUCUGCAGCCAUUCGUCUGCUUCUGCUCCAGUUACAAUAUAAUUGACUGAAAGGAGUUAGCUCAAUGCAGGGGAGAAGCAGCUGUUUCUUCAUAGAAACAUCUUGUGAAAUUUGAGCACAAACGAGCUACUAUCAUUCUGUGCUGAUUUGUGAUGUUUUCAAAAGAGCAUUUUGGAACAGAUUUACUUCUUCCAAAGGUGAUUUAAACACCCUGCCUGCUGUGUCUACAUGACUAGUGGAAAUGUAUUUCCCAAAAGUUUUUUUAUAAGAUUGUGCAUUAUUUUCAAAGUGAAAAAAUAUAGUAAGUAUAUAGGGGAAAAUUGUUUUAAAAUUUACUAAAUUACUUUAUUUCUAGCUUCACUCACAUUUAGAUCCUAAAUUUUAUUUCUUAAAUGAGAAUCAGUCAUUCAGACAACCACAGUUUUAUUAAGUGGUAACUCGCUCCAGGCACAUGAUGAUAAAAUGUACCGACUAGGAUGUUGGAAAUCAUCCAUGCAUCUCACAACAGACCCAAAGCCUUUGUUUUUUCUUACUGUCACCACAUACUUUGUCAUUAUAUUCCAUAAAGUUACAUUUUUAAAGAUAGUGUCUGUUUCAGAGAGAGCGUCACUUGCUUUAUGUAAACCAGGAUAACAGCUAUGAAUGUCAGUCUACAUGCCAAUAUAGUAACUAACAACAUUUCAAGUUAGGAUCCCUAAUAUUUUUCUCUGUGAAACUUAUGAAUGAGCGAGCAAAUGACCCCAUUUGAAGUAGAAUGCUUUUGGAAUGUCCGUAUUGUAUUUAAGAAAUAUUCUGCAAUAUUGAAUGUGUAGUUUCAAUUCCAUGCAGUGGGGGACAAAACCUGCUGCUUCAAUUCGUAUUACUCUUACAUCAUUGCAGAACACACCAGUGUGUAAACUGCCUUUGCCACACUUCUCACUGUAUUACAAACGUCAAGAAUAACUUGUUUAUUUUAAGAUCUUAAACAGGGAAGGGUGGUCCUGGUUGUUCUAUCUUAGUGUGACAACCCCACCACAGCACAUGUACUCUAUUUUUCUAGUUUCUGAGGUUUAACUAUUUGUUUGAUACAUUAAUGUUAAUUCUGUCAACAUCAGUACCAUCCAUUUUAAUUUGUAUACAUUAUCUUUUAUAAUUUAAUAUAUUUGAGUCUCAGUCUAAACGGACUAUUUUGCAAUAACUAGAAUAAGAUUUACAUUUCUUUUAUUCAGAGUUAAUUUCUUAACAAUUUAUAAUCAAAGAUGUAGAAUGGCUGUUAUAUAAGGGACCAUCAAAUGUGAUUUUAAGCUUUUGUUCACUAUUAUGGAUGUAAUCCUUAUAAAUUUAAUUUUGUAAAGUAGUGUAUAAUAUUGUAAUAUUAAAUCCUUGUUUUCUGAAACUCAGACACAGAUCUUCAGCAUGAAGUUAUAAAUCUUGCCCCUUCUGAAUCUGAGACAGGAUUUACUUGUCCUCCUUUUUACAGUUUGUAAUUUUCACUGUUUUAUUCCUGUAAAAAGUCAUUUGUAACACAUGCAAAUGCUUAUUUUAUCUGUGCUAAUUUAAAAGAUUUGGCUACUCAAUAAAACUAAUUGAAAGUG
Molecule: messenger RNA, 6703 nt
Organism: Chelonia mydas (Green sea turtle)
Lineage: Eukaryota; Metazoa; Chordata; Testudines; Cheloniidae
Gene: SEC24A
Product: SEC24 homolog A, COPII coat complex component
Exons: 23
Coding region: 191-3520 (1109 amino acids)
Biological process (GO): intracellular protein transport; endoplasmic reticulum to Golgi vesicle-mediated transport; COPII-coated vesicle cargo loading
Cellular component (GO): COPII vesicle coat; endoplasmic reticulum exit site
Molecular function (GO): SNARE binding; zinc ion binding
Source: RefSeq, a predicted model, not a curated record